This is a messenger RNA of Ruditapes philippinarum (Manila clam), 516 nucleotides long. RefSeq lists its product as uncharacterized. The record is from RefSeq and is a predicted model, not a curated record. Bases 91 to 444 code for a protein of 117 amino acids. NCBI's taxonomy places the organism in Eukaryota, Metazoa, Mollusca, Bivalvia, Venerida, Veneridae. The transcript has 5 exons.
GAAAAAUACACAAAAAAGUUACAUUUGCAAUUGUAUUUAGUUAACAAUUCAUUUUGUAAUUGCCGUCACAAUAACAAACACAUUGCCGGGAUGUUUUUAUUGGCUCUUUGUCUACUUCCGGUAGUAUUUUCGGCGCCUGUCGCUCAAGAAGAGAAACGAUGGCUGUUUAGUGGAUUUAACGUUAGUUCUCUUUUUGAUCUGGACGCAUUGAAGUGUGACGUACAGAUUAUCCUGGAUGUUCUAGGAAAAGAUCCAAGUGAACACGCAUGUGAGGCUGAAUGUUAUAAGAUAGUACAAGAUGGUAGCGCUCUCACCUAUGGUUGUCCACUGGUGUGCCAUUCCAUUCAAAACCUUGCUCAUUACUUCCACGAGACUCCUAAGCCUGGGGAUGCCAGCAUGCCGUGUGGAGGACUUAAUAUUCUUGAUCUUUUUGGACGAAAAUAAAGACGACGUUCUGAUGCAAAAUUACUAUUCAAAUACACAUGUACACACAAAUAAAAUAACAACAAAAUUUUA